Pleuronectes platessa (European plaice) is the source of this 2119-nucleotide messenger RNA. It is a transcript of the gene marveld3, whose product is annotated as MARVEL domain containing 3. NCBI's taxonomy places the organism in Eukaryota, Metazoa, Chordata, Actinopteri, Pleuronectiformes, Pleuronectidae. The coding region runs from base 276 to 1427 and encodes 383 amino acids. The record is from RefSeq and is a predicted model, not a curated record. Gene Ontology annotation, cellular component: membrane. The transcript has 4 exons.
GCGCUGUGUGCGUUCACGUCCGGGUUGAGGCAUGAUUCGCCAAAUUUUUUGUUUUUGGAAGUUGAGUCUGACAUUUUUUAUACUCUUUCCGGUUUCUAUUGACAUUUAGAGACGCUCACUGUCAGCACUUUACACUCCAGUAUGAGCAGAGCAGUGGAUUCAAAGAUGUCUGGUUUUAUUCUGUCACCAAUAGUAAAACAAAACAAUAACGGGUUUAUAAUCCGAGGUUUAACAUAAACUUGAUUCAUGUAUUUCAUUAACCUUAUGAUGAUAUAAUGCGAAACAAGAACCUGCAGAGAGUAAAGUUGAAUUCCCAGGUGAUAACUAGUGGGCGUGGCACAGAACAGGUGGAUGACGGCAGGAGGAAAUGUGAAACCGGAAGUGUGAUAAACUGGAUUGUUACUUUCUCGGUGUGUGGACGUAAACAAGACCGGAUCGCGGAGAGACUCUCACAGCAGAAGAUGCCAGAGAGGGGGAGACACCAGCAGAGGAGCGAUGAGUACAGGAGCAGGGAGAGGGACCCCUCACACGAUGGAGACCAUCACCCUCCCUCCGGGGACAGAGGUCGCAACCAGAAGCCCAGAGACACGGACAACAGAGGUUCUGCUGGUGACAGGAGGCCCCAACAAGACAGGCAGAGGGACAUGACAUCUGCCCCUCAGAAGGAGCCACCUGCUUACAGGGACCACAGCCACGGCCGUGAAGGACACUCCACACUGUCCAGAGAGACACCAGUGCCUCACUCUGAAGAGGAGAGUUAUGAGCCACAACACAGACGAAAUCUUUACAAUCUGAAAUACAUCUUAACCAGUAGAGGUCUGUGUCAGCUUAUGGAGGUGCUUGUGAAUCUGCUCCUCGUCAUCUGUGCUGGGGUGCCACACAGCAACCAGGGGGGUUACCGGGACCUGGCCAGCCUGGGUGGCAUCUACUAUUACCACUUUGGUGGAGCCAAUGCCUUCACCGGGGCCGACGCAGACAGGGUGAAGGAGCUGGACCGGCUGUUCCAUCAGCUCAAGCUGCCCCCGUACGUCUUCACCAUGGCCUGCGGCGGGUGUCUGAUGGUCUACGCCUGCAUCAUGCUGGGCCUGGGGAUUUUCCGAGUCCCUUACCGCUUUCCGCCUGUGCUGCUGGGGGAGGCUCUGCUGAACUUCCUGAUCGGCCUGGGCUACAUCCCUGCCCUGGCCUUCUACUUCAUUAAGCUGCAGGAAACCUACAAUAAUCCCAUCUGUACGGAGAGGGAGCAAAUGUACAAGAGCAAAGGGCACAAGGGCUUUGAGUGCAAGUUCCACGGGGCGGACAUCGCAGGAGGUCUCUUCGGGGUGGUGGGGGUGGGGGUGUUCAUCUUUGGUACGGUGUUAGCUAUCAGAGCUUUCAGGUCAGUGCGAGAGCGAAAGAGGCAAAGAACAAAUGAGGACGAUCGUUUUUAAGCUGCCUUUUCUCCUCGACAUAUGGCGGCAGUGGGAUUGAGAAAGAAUCCCUGUGAGAAGAAACAGUGUUAGUUUUUUUUCCAUAUUAGGUCUUCACUUCUAGUAUCCACUUUUUAUCCACUUUUUUAUACUUUGAUAAAUUGUUUACAUUUUUAUAAGGGAGAAUACUUUUACAUUUUUUACCUCUUAACCAGUUUCCAUACAUGUUUGUCUUUUGUGUGUAGCUGUGAAGUUAUAAUAAACAACUCAAAUAGCAUUUGAUUAUUUACUUUAUAUUUAAUUACUUACUUUAGUAUCACUGUAAACUGAUUGACAAAGGUGAUAAUAUCAUUUAAUUCCUUCUGGAAUAGGGUGUGUAAGUAUAUCAGCAUUUGUCUUUACUUUUAAGGACGAGGUUGGCUGAUAUGUUCUAUAGGCCGACAUCUCAUAGGUCAAAUAACUUUUAUAUCCCACGACUAAAUUAUUUUGGAUUCCAUAGAUCUCAGCAAAGUCUGUGGAUCAUUUAUCCUUCAAAGUGAAUCUUGAUACACACUGCUGAGGGAAAAUGUCCAGUUAUCAGUGUUGCCAUUGAGCGACAGUAUCUUUCUAUUUCCUUGGAAUCAAUUUGAACAAAGCAGUCACACUUUGUUCCAGUCUUGUCCUGUUUAAACCUUUCUAAUAAAACACAGAUCUACUGUGUUUAUCAGUGUUAA